AGGUUGUGUGGCGGUUAUCUGGCCGACGGCUGGGAGAGCUGCAAGCGCUGCAGCUCUACGAUGGUGUCUGCCUGCUGACUGUGUGUGUGUGUGUGCUCUGCUGCAAUCUGAAUCCUAUAGUGAAUAAUGCAGAGAGGAGCGGAGUCGAUAGCAGCUGAAUGAAUAAUGCAUGGUGCUGGUUUACUAGCACUGCUGUUAGCUUAGCCAUAGCUGGAAGGAACCUGUGGCUGACUCUGUCUGUCUCACUCUCUGACUAUCUGACUGACUAUCUGACUGACUGAUAAAAGGAGAACAUGUCCCACUACCAUUUCAUCAAAUGCUGUUGUUUUCAGCUAUGUAACGUGUUUCGUCAGAACAUGGAGAUAGACCAGUGUCUGCUGGAGUCUCUUCCGAUUGGCCAGCGGCAGCGGCUGGUCAGGAGAAUGCGCUGCGACCAAAUAAGGGCGUACUACGAGCGGGAGAAGACCCUGCAGAAACCGGGAGGCGGAGUCAAGGUCAAAGCCCCGUCCACCAGCCACAGGAAGCGGCACCGCAUUCGCUUCAGUCUCGGUGAUGUCAUACAGGACGCCAUCAUACGGCACGAUGACAAAGAAGUGCUGUGUCUGCUGAAGGAGGGAGCUGACCCCAACACUCCUAUCUCCUCGGGAGGUUCUCUUCUACACCUGUGUGCUCGCCAUGACAACGUGUUUGCUGCAGAGGUUUUGAUUGAGCGAGGGCUUAACGUCAACCAGCAGGAUGAGGACCUCUGGACAGCCCUGCACGUGGCAUGUGUGUGUGACCACGCCGACAUGGUGCUGCUGCUAUUGCUGGCUGGGGUGAAUGUUUUACUGCAGGAUGUGAACGGGAACAUUCCACUGGACUACACCCCCGAGGGAACUGAGACCAGCUACAUCAUCCGAAAACACCUGGAGGAAAACGUUCCAGGUGUAGAUGUGUCCAUGCACACCAUGCGUACCCAGAGGCCCAGCACCAUGUUGUCUGAUGUUAGACAGCUGGUCUCCAGCAGGGGCAGUCUCAACCUACGCAACGAUGACGGGGUCACUCUGCUCCAUAUAGCGUGUGCUAGCGGCUACAGAGAGGUGGUGUCUGUGCUGCUGGAGCACGGGGUGGACCCUCAGCCCUCCGACAACAGCUAUUGGACACCUCUCCACCUGGCUGCCAAAUAUGGACAGACAAGCAUCGUUAGCCAGCUGCUGAAGCACAGAGCAGAUCCAACUCUCCUAAACUGCAAUCAAGACAAGCCCUCAGGCAUAGCAGCAUCCGACCCCAUCAUGAACAUGCUGCUGAGAGCAGAGGAAUGCUGGGUAGAGAGACUGAAGGACCCCUCUGUCCCACUGGCCCCUACAGACAAACGCUACGAUGGAGGCGAACACGACCACACCAUCCCUGUCAAGAACCUGACCCCUCUGUCCAUGCCCCUUUCUAAGAGGGACAGUCUGUUGGAGAAGUGUGCCAUGUUCAGGGAGUUGGGAGGGGGGCUGAGCAGAUAUCCUUCACAGGACAACGGUCUAGAUGGACCCACAGGACCCAGCAAACUGGAACAGGUGAAGCUGAUGCCUCCGGCGCCUAAUGAUGACCUGGCAUCUCUCAGUGAGCUCACAGACAGCAGCCUGCUCUACGAGAUGCAGAAACGCUUUGGCAACGACCAGAUAUAUACCUACAUCGGACACAUUCUCCUCCUGGUCAAUCCUAACAAAGACCUCCCCAUCUACUCUACACUGGUGAGUCAGUUGUAUCUGAGUUCUUCAGGGCGUUUGUGCUCCUCUCUGCCUCCUCACAUCUUCUCCUCAGCAGAGAGGGCCUACCACAUGAUGCUGCAGGAGCGACGCCCACAAUGCUUCAUCCUCAGUGGGGAGAGUGGUUCUGGGAAGACGGAGGCCUGUAAACACAUAGUGAGACACCUGGCAGUGAGGUCCAGCCCCAAAGGCUUCUCUCUUGAGCCCAGGAUGAAGCACGUGAACUGUAUCCUGGAGGCGUUUGGUCAUGCCAGUACUCCUGUGAAUGACAACUCCAGUCGCUUCAUCAAACUCCUCAGCCUGCAGUACUGUGACAAGAGAAGGACACUACUCAGAGCGCGGAUAUACACGUACAUGCUGGAGAAGUCCCGGGUGGUCCACCUGCCUAGUCAGCAACACAACUUCAACAUCUUCUACCUGAUGGCUGAAGGCUUGUCGCCUGAGGAGAAGUGUGCCCUGUACCUCAACAACGUCCUAGCUCACAGGUACCUGACUGCAGGUGUUCCAGCAGUAGAUUCCCCUCCUGUGGCCACUGCCUCAACUCAGAGUAGAGAGCGUCUCACUGCAAUCAAACAGGCCCUCAGAGCACUGGGCUUCAAUAAACUGGAAGUGGACAGUGUGUUUAUGCUGCUGUCAGCAGUGCUGCAUGUUGGGGACCUGUGCUUCACAGCCCUGACAGACGCUGAGAUAGCCUACCCCUCUGACCUGCAGCUGCUGGAGCGAGUGUCUGGAAUGCUACAGGUGUGUUCUGAUGACCUGAGUACUGCCCUCACCUCUGAUGUGCAGUACUUCAAAGGUGAUGUCAUCACACGCCGCCACACGGUAGAGAUGUCAGAGAACUACAGAGACCAGCUGGCUAAGGCCGUGUACGGACGUCUCUUCAGUUUCCUAGUCAACAACAGUAACUACUACCUGCAGGGACAGGACCAAAGUACGGGAGAUCCAGCACUUGAGAUUGGAAUCCUGGACAUCUUUGGAUUUGAGGAAUUCCAGAGGAAUGGAUUUGAGCAGCUGUGUGUGAACAUGACCAACGAGCGUGUGAGGCUGCACGUCUCAGAGGUGCUGUUCCAGCAGGAGCAGGCCGAGUGUCUACAGGAGGCCAUCGCCAUGGAGACGCUCUGGUCGCCCAGCAACCAACCCGCUGUUCUAGACUUCUUCUUCCUGAAGCCUCAGGGUCUGCUGUCUGUGAUGGAUGAGGAGAGCCAGUCGCUGAGACCUACAGAACAGACCCUCUACAAGAGACUGCAGUCACACCUCGACAACACACCCACACACGGUAUCUCCCUGACAACCAAGGACGGCAACGGCAACCCCCCGCCCAUAGACCAGGGUCCUGCCUUCACUGUGAAACACUACACAGGCCAAAUGGCCUAUGACCUCACAGGAACACUGGUGAAGAACAAGGACUCCCUCCCCCAAAACCUGCUUCUUGUUCUGAAGUCCAGUGAGAGUGUGUUGGUGCAGCAGUUGUUCAAGUCCAAGCUCACCCAGACUGGGUCUCUGGUUCCGGCCCAGGCAAGAAUGGCUCUGAGAGGGCCCAAAGCAGCCCUGCUCCUUCACAGGAUGUCAUCCCACUCUAGCCUCUCCCCCGCAGGCCACGAGCCCCGCAGGUACCUGGACCUCACCAAGCUCUUGAAGAAGAAGGGAGCGACCUCUUUCCUGCAGAGGCUGGAGAGGUGUGGUCCAGUUACGGUCGCUGUGCAGCUAAGGAACUCUCUGUCAGAGGUGGUCAGUAAGCUACAGGCGUGCACCCCUCACUUUGUGGAGUGUGUACGUCCCAACAGCAGUGACACGGCGGACAGCUUUGACAGUUGCCACGUGUCUACUCAGCUGCAGUACGUCGGAGUGCUGGAGAUGGUCCAGAUGAUCCGCUAUGGCUACCCGGUACGCCUGCCCUUCAACAGCUUCCUCACCAGGUACAGAGACCUAGUGGACACCACUCUAGCUGACAAGAAGAAGCUUUCAUCAGAGGAGAAAUGUCGCUUUGUUCUGCAGCAGUGCAAACUCCAAGGAUGGCAGAUGAGCAACAGUAAGGUGUUUCUGAGGUACUGGCAAGCUGACCAGCUCAACGACCGCUGCCACCAACUACACAGGAAGAUCAUCACCUGCCAGAAAGUGAUCCGUGGCUGGCUGGCCAGGCAGCGUGUGCGCCAUAGACUGUUGUCCCAGCCGACAGAGGACUGCAGUAUCCAGAGGUUCCUCCAGGGGGCAGAAGACCAGGGCCUGUGCACCUACGACCACCUGGUCAUCCAGAACGCCUCUGACAUCGCCCGUGAGAGCAACCACCAGCGCUGCCAUGGCAACGGGUCACACAGCAACAGUCCGCCCCUCGGUGAGAGACCCGAGCCAGUUGGCGAAGAGGAGGACACCCCCAAAAGGCUAACAGGACAUCUGCUACUGGGACAGAGACUGGAAGAUAGGGGAUUUGGAGGGAGAAGGGUUGUGGAGAAGAGCGGGAGAAACCAAGACGGCUCUGUCAACGGGGGGAGCCGGAACAUCCGCCACUUCCGCUCCAGCUCAGUGCCCAUCCCCCUGACUAUAGAGAACUUGGUACAUUCCAGCCAUGGCCCAUCCAUCAGACCGGCCCUUCAACAGGCGGCCCAUACCACUGAGGAUGGGGGAGGCCUGGCAUCACCACGGAAACAGCCUCCCCCUAAACCCAAGCGGGACCCCAGCACUCGUCUGAGUGCGUCCUACGAGGCGGUCAGCGCCGGACUGACCCUGGGACCCCCGAGAGAGAGCCCCACUCCCGAGGGCUACGGGUCCCCUGCAGGGAGCCCCCCUAAAACACAGUUGUCCCCUACGGAUGCUCUGUCCAAGCCGCGACCCCACAGUGAUGACUACACCACCAUGAGGAAGGUGCCUCCUCCCAAGCCCAAGAGGAACCCCAACACCAAGCUCACUGGCUCCUAUGAAGAGAUCAACGCUGCCGGCUUUAACCUCCUCCAGCUCCGCCCCGCUGAUGUCAAACUGGCCCUGCUGUCCCGCACCGGAGGGCUAGGGGGUAUGGGGUGUCUGAGAGGGCUGAUGCAGCGUGCAGCGUCUGUGGACGGCCCACAGGGGGCGACACUGAGCCUGCACCAUAACCAGGAUGAGGAGGAUGUGUACAUAGAGAUGGUGGGGGCUCAGGCCAGGAGUUACAGUCUGGGAGGGAGUUACCAGGACCCCCCCGACAGCCCCGAGCAGGGAGACACCGAGGCCGUCUACGAGGAGAUGAAGUACUUCCUGCCCGAGGAGGCGGGACUUCCUGUGGGAGGGGCAGUUGCUGCUGCGAAGGCAGCUGUAAAGCUGGAGGCGUUAGGAUUGAUGUUAGGGGGGUUAGGGUUGGGCUUGUCUCCCUCUCAGAGUGGAGAGGGGAAGAGGGCAGGGCUGGGGGGUGUAUCUACUACUAUGGAGGCCCAAACAUCUGCCGCCGGAGGAAACAGCAAGCCCCUUCAUAGUAAAGAAGGAGGGUGUGACAUCCCUGCACCAUUCCCCAACCUGCUCACCCACCGCCCCCCUCUCCUGGUGUUCCCCCCCUCCCCUGUCACCUGUUCCCCUGCGUCUGACGAGUCACCCCUCACCCCUCUGGAGGUGAAGAAGCUGCCUGUGUUUGAGUCCAACCUGAACUACGCCGGCCCAGACAGCCCCCUCUCACCUCAGUACUACCGCCAGCGCGCUGACUCCUCCCCCUCUCUUUCCGUCCUCCUCCCAGACAAGCCCACUCCUCCCCUCACCCCUCCGCCUCCCCCUCCUCCCACCAAUGCCCUGCCUCCCCCCUAUCGACCCCCCUCCCACUUCCCCUUCCCCCCAGAGUCCAGCAUACUCUCCCUUACCCGGGCUGCUUCUAUCACGGGUGGGGGCGGCUUGGACUCUCCCAAGCCCUCCUACCACUCCUCGUCUCAUAGGGCUGCAGGGGACAAGCCCCCUCCCUACUCUCCGGCCAAGUCCACCCGCCCAGAGCCGCGCCGUGCCCAUUCCUGCUCAUCCUCGCCCCUGCUGUUCAACCCAGCCAACGGGAGACCCCUGACCAGCCCUCAGCCAGCCCUGGAUGAGCUCAAUACCUUGUUCAGCUCUGGACGCAGCCUGCUCAAGAAGACCACUACAGGACGCAAGAUGAGGGAGGGAGGGUUCAACUCCAACAUCAACCUACCAGGGAGAGAGGAGCACCCAAGCUCCACCUCCUCCUCCCCGUCUCCACAGCUACAGGACAAGAAUGCCAACAACCACGCCCCCCACUCCCCAAGCCACACCCCCAUAGAGAAUGGCAACCGGCUGUCCAAUGGGUCAAUGGAAGAUGAGGGUCACACCAAGUCAAACUCCUCCAGCUCAUCGUCUCUGCACAGACAUAUGGACAGACAUCACACCCAGAGGGGUCAUCUCAACUUCUCACCCUUCGGUGCAGGGGCUGCGCUCUAAGGCAGGGGGGCGCUGGGAGCACUCCUCACGUUUAGGGACGAGGUGAUCCAGCAUCUGCGUGGGUGUAGGGAAACGCGGGUGCUGACCUGGGUGAGGGGCGGCCGACUGGAGGAACCAACGGGACACCAACGGAACACUAUGAAACCCGGACACUACGCUGGUCUGGGCCAAUAGGAGGUCCUCUCCAUAGUGGGUGGAUGACCGACCGACCACCUCUCUCCUCUCCUCACACAGCCUCUCCUGUCUACACCCUGCUUCCUGCCCCUCCCUCCUGCCCAAGUCUGCCACCCCAUUGAGCAAAGGACAGGUCCAUCAGAGAGUGAGAUAAUGCAUAAGAUAAGACAAUCCAACCGACAAGAGCAUUUACAAAGAAAGGAGGGAGAAAUGGAAUAGAGCAGCAAUCACAAUCCAUGUCCCUCCUUCCUCUCUCUUUGUCUCUCUCUCUCUCUUUCUGUCUCUCUCUCUGUCUCUCAGUCUCUCUCUCUCUCUCUCUCUCGCUCUUUCAUCUGAUAGUAGGAGGGGGCUUGGCGUGACAGGGCAGGGAUUGCAGAAGUUCUGUGAACAGGGACUCUCCUCCAGCUCAGAACCCAGAGAGGGAGCCUCGUCAUUGGGCUAGAUCUGUGCCUAUGUGCAGAACAGAGCAUGUGUAUACCCUCCCUGUACAUAUCAUCUGUUGAAUCUCACUGGUCUGGUGUUCAGAACAGUCAUCAUCUCUAGGACCAGGAGGUUUUCCAGACCAUGUGAUCUGAGCAGGUAAAACUCCUGUCUAGUCCUCUGAACUCCUUCAGGUAUCAGCUACCGCUUUAGCCUCUCACAGGCUACUAGGUGCUUCAGGUGCUUCUGUAACCCUGGCAACAAUAGAUCAGAGGUCAAGGAAACCCCAAGGUGUACUUCUUUCACCCCCAGCUAGCCACCAGCCUUUCGCUUUAGCACAAAACUGUAUGGAAGAGCCACAACAAACACCAUAGUGAGUGCAGAUAUGUACUGCCCCCACCGGCCCAGUGAUGGAUACUAAUCCCAGAAAACACGCUAAAAGUAUUACUGACUAGACAACACAAAAGCAAAGCUGUAUUGACAACGAUGGGGAUAGUAGCUAGUUCAUGUAGAAAGAAUGCCAUUGAUCAGAUUGUAUCGAUGUUCUGUAAGGUUUUUACUGGCCUUAGUGCCAUAUAACAGGAGGCCAGUCAAACUCAGCUACAGAUAAUGUAUUUUACUGAUGUGUUCAUGUGUAAAGCACACAAACAGACUGAAUAGGGAACAGUGUAGAUGACCAACACACAACUAUCUCUGGCAGUCCCUCAAUGUACUUCUUAUUUAGAUUUAUUUUACAAACAUGUCAGAGAAAUAAACUGUAGUUUCUUAAUUAGUACUUUCUUCACAUAUAUUCAUAUCGUUUGAUGUGUUCCAUCUUAAGUAAAACAAUGUUAGGAGUCUACAAGUUUCUGUAGAAUUCAAGGCUGCAACUCAAGCACAACUGAGUUCUCAAGUAAAGCUACCCUCAACCUUCUCAUUCCCCCACCCUGUCUCCUCAUUACCCUCCCAACCUCAACAAUAUCCAUCACCCCCUCCAGGAUGCUGUAGGGGUUAGAGGGUGUUGCCAGGGUAACCUCCCUGUUAAAAAUGGCUGACGUUUAAUGUGGUUUUGACUAGAUGAGCUACAGCAUAUGUCAGAAUUGACUUUUCAUAGCAGGUUAGAAGAAUGUACGCAGCAGGUUAGGAGAAUUAGGUUGUUAGGAAAAGGGUUAGAGUUAGCUAAAAUGCUGUAUCCCAUCUAGCCAUGACCGUUUAAUGUCCAAAUGUUUUAUUUACUAUAGCAGAAGAGCACAGAAAUGGAAAGAUGGAAAGAGAAAAUUGUCUAUAUGGAAGAUAGUUUCAUGCAAUGACUGAGGCAAAGAGCAGAGGUUUAUUUUAUAAUGUGAAUACCUUUUUUUUGCCAUAUGAUUGCCUAUUGAUAUGAAACUUCUUUAUACUGUAUUUAUCUUGUGUGUUUGUUUGUUUCCCUGUGACCCCAUUGUAAAACUGUUGUCAAUUUUCCAGUGGAGAAAGA
Molecule: messenger RNA, 8181 nt
Organism: Salmo salar (Atlantic salmon)
Lineage: Eukaryota; Metazoa; Chordata; Actinopteri; Salmoniformes; Salmonidae
Source: RefSeq, a predicted model, not a curated record